UUCGUAACCCUCAAUUUUGAUGGGAUUCCCCUUGAGCCUCGUUUUGGGGAAUAACCAAAGGCGUAGAACACGAUAAGUCAGCCAGCGCUGGGUCAGAAUCACUCCUUCAAGAACAUGCCUGGGACUGUAAAGACAGGCAAUGCAAAGCUGGAUGCUGUGGCAGAUGUGGAUAUAGACCAGGGGAAGUUUAAGUAUAUUCUUAUCAAAGUCCAUGACCCGAACAAAGACAGGGAAUCCAAGUACAUUGUCCGUGGUUACUCUCGAGCCGAAUUUCAUGCUGACAUUUAUGACGAAGUGGAGCCCAGUAUAGAGGGUUUGGGCCUGGACUGUGAGUGUGUUGGAGGAGGAAGGAUGAUUCAUGAUCCAGACAAGAAGAGCAUACAGGUGUUUGGUUAUUCCCAGGGAUAUGGACGAGCAGACCACUCUAUAUCAGCAGGAAUCUUGAAAAAGAACUUCCCAAGUUACACAAGUAUCACCUGGUCAAAUGAUGGAUACUGAAAGACUUAAGACUGGAAAUAUUGAAGUUUAUAGUCUGUUUAUAUAAUUUGAAAUGUUCAUUUCAUGGUCAGGACCCAGUGUCAACCAAUAUGCAAUAACAGCAUGUACAGUUGAACAGACACUUAUGUAAAACUUAAUAUCAGUCUUUUCAUGGCCAAGAAAUUUUAUCAGUACUUUUUUUAAAGAAGAUAUUAUUGUUUAUGUUGCCAAGUUUAAAGCUUGAGGAAAGAAAGUACAGUUAUGUGUGUUAUUUUCAAAAGAAGUUAGAUGCUUUGUAUAUGUCUGAGAAAAAGUGUAAUUUGAUGAUGCAUGCUACUGAAGAUGGCUGCCUGCCACAAACGUGAAAAUGCAGCUUAAAUGAAAUUGUUGAAAAUGUGGAGAUCCUUUGAAGGUGGCAUUUUGUGGUAGUCACAUCAAAUAUUGCAUUAGCUUAGACAUUGCUUAUUAUGACAAAAACAAAAAAGACAAAAAGAGCGACUGAAGAAGUUAUGGGUCUGCAUUUGUAUUAUAGAUGUUUGAAAAAAAUAAAUGAAUGCCAAAUCCAGCACAAUUAGCAUAUCAGCUGGACCAAAAAAAUGUUUUAGAUCUACAGUAAAUCGUUUGUCAUGUUUUAAUUUUUCUUCCAUUUUCUGCAAUUAUACUUUUUGAUUUGUAAAUUUACAAUUUAUAAUAAUAGCCGUUUAUUUAAUUGAAUAAUUGGCAUGCAUUUUUUUUUCAUUUUGACUUCUUAACAAUAACUGUUACAGCAAUACCCUGGGGGCUUGCUCUUGAGUUUAAUGCAGAAAGCUGAGAAACUUUUUGGGUAGAAAGCAUUUUUAAUGAUUAAUACAUGUAUUUGUUCAAAUUUGAUAUUAUGAAUGUUGUAGGCAUGUAAAAUGCAUCUGGAGUCCAUAAAGUAUCUUUUUCUGAUUCUUCUUAAAUGUGUUGCCUUUGUAAACAAAUAAAAAAAUCUUUCAUAUCA
This is a messenger RNA of Lingula anatina, 1459 nucleotides long. RefSeq names its product 14 kDa phosphohistidine phosphatase. Gene Ontology annotation, cellular component: cytosol. NCBI's taxonomy places the organism in Eukaryota, Metazoa, Brachiopoda, Lingulata, Lingulida, Lingulidae. The record is from RefSeq and is a predicted model, not a curated record. Gene Ontology annotation, molecular function: protein histidine phosphatase activity. Gene Ontology annotation, biological process: peptidyl-histidine dephosphorylation.